Molecule: messenger RNA, 1456 nt
Organism: Populus euphratica (Euphrates poplar)
Lineage: Eukaryota; Viridiplantae; Streptophyta; Magnoliopsida; Malpighiales; Salicaceae
Exons: 1
Coding region: 451-1347 (298 amino acids)
Biological process (GO): root development; shoot system development
Source: RefSeq, a predicted model, not a curated record
UGACAUUUGGAAGUAGAAAAGUAUUUGAAAGAAUCACAAUUGACCCAGGGCAUGACGAAUUCAUAAGUAAAAUUAACUAUUAACCUCACAAAUCCUUCCAAUUCGGGAAAGAAAAACUUGGGACAGAGUAAGAAAUGAAAGUGGGCUACAAUCCAAGAAAGCCAGCAUGUCAAAACCAUGUGUGUCUCCUCUCCAGUUGAAACAUGAAAUGGUGAUCCUUAACCCAUGCCUCCUUGCCUCGGUUUGCAAACCCUAAGCUAGCGUUAAAAUUAAAACUAAUAAUUAACAGCUGGAUUUCUUCGCCGAUCCGUCUCCUCCAUCCUUAAUCCCCUCGUGCGCCUUCGUUUUCGUACCUUUAUAUACCUCCCCCUCUUCUUUCUUUUAUUCUCACAUAAAAAAUAAAAAUAUUACAACUCCAAAAACACUACCAAGAUUCAGCACCGCUUGAAAAUGGUAGGCGUGUUCAAGCGAUCUCUUUCAUUUCCUAACAAAAUUCCUAGCCGUACUCUAUCAAAACCAACCAUCUCUUACCACAAUAGAUCCAUUAGUCUUCCAUGCAGAUCACAUCCCUUGAUUUCCCAGCUCAUGAACGAGAUCAAUGAGCUUAAAACUUGGUCAUCGAAGCUCGAAAACCGAACUUGUGUUUGGCUUUGUGAUGGCUUGGGUCGUCUUAAGGAUGUUCAAGAUUCUUUAGAUGAUAUCCUUCAGCUACCUCAAACACGAGAAUGUCUUCGUCGACAGCCUAAAUGGGUGGAGAAGCUUCUUGAAGACUUUCUUCGUUUUGUUGAUGUCUAUGGGAUCUUCCAAACAUUAGUUUUGGCUGUUAAAGAUGACCAGGUUGCUGCACAGGUUGCUAUAAGAAAGAGAGAUGACUCAAAGAUUGCUUUACACAUCAACUCUCGCAAGAAAAUGGCUAGAGAAAUGGCUAAACUUGUUUCCACAGUUCGAUGCAUCGCACGAAGCCCGUUUCCUGGAUUGGGUUCAGGCCCCUCUGUUGGUGAUGCUGAGUUGGUCCGUGUUAUUAUAGAUGUUAUCGAAGUUAGCGUGUUGGUUUCGUUUGCACUUUUUAAUGGAAUGUCGUUGUCUUUCGCGUCAAGAAAAUCAUCCUGGAUCAGACUAAGGUUGCCGAAGAAGGUUAAGAUUGAUGAAGGAAUUCAAGAAUUUCAGCAAAUUGGAGUUGAGAUUUUGUGGGGAUUGGGAAAGAAGGAAGAUGAAGAGGUGAGGAUGGUUUUGAAAAGGAUGCAAGAGUUGGAGGGGUGUAUUGGUGAUAUUGAAACUAGUGGUGAAAGAGUGUUUAGGAGUUUGAUUAACACUAGGGUUUCAUUACUCAAUAGUCUCACACAAUAGAGAGGAAAAAAGGAAGAUCACGUAAUUUAAUUUUUAUUUUAUUUCCCCUUUUUUCUUCAGUAAAAUCAAAUGAAAAUUGUCAAAUUUAGUGGUAAUACAUAUUUGUACA